Messenger RNA from Nasonia vitripennis (jewel wasp), 1010 nucleotides. RefSeq names its product copper transport protein ATOX1 (gene Atox1). The transcript has 3 exons. Bases 585 to 803 code for a protein of 72 amino acids. NCBI's taxonomy places the organism in Eukaryota, Metazoa, Arthropoda, Insecta, Hymenoptera, Pteromalidae. Gene Ontology annotation, cellular component: cytosol. The record is from RefSeq and is a predicted model, not a curated record. Gene Ontology annotation, molecular function: metal ion binding; copper chaperone activity. Gene Ontology annotation, biological process: copper ion transport.
GUUGCAAGAUAGAUCUGUAGAUGCGAUAUAUAUAGGUAUAUAACGGCACUUUAUCUAGAACUAUUGCCAACGUGGCUGCAUUUUUUUUUUAUCAAAGCAAGGGAGAAAAACGAUCCGGGCAAACUAAAUUAAUGGAAAUGUUACGUCUAUUAUCAAAACUAGCUGGCAAUGAAGCAUAUUUAUUGUAAAAACAAAAUAUUUCAGCAAUACUUCAUGUUGCUGGGUAAUUAAAGUGUAUUUAAAAUUUUUUAAUUCAUCAUUUCUCAGGUUGGUAUACCUUAAAGCUGUAAACUAUCCAGUUUGUAUCUUUUACUAUCCAUGCAAUGAGAUAGAAAAGGAGAACACUAUAGUCUUGUUUUACCUGCUAUGCCUAUACUGCUUUUUCUUCUGCCACGCCAAGUCGAGCCACCUCUUUCUAAUCUAAGUCAUUUUAAUAAUAAAAAGAUAACAGGUUAUCGAUAAAUAGAGCUGUUACGAUAAGGAAACAGAAGUGCAUUUUUGCAAACGUGGUGACCACAUAAAGUAUAAAGUUGCGUGAAUCAUCUAAUUUUUUAAGAUAAAUAAAGUUUAGCGAAGCAAGAAAUAUGGCUCAACAGACCUACGAAUACAAUGUUGAUAUGACCUGCGAAGGAUGCUCUAAUGCUGUCAACAGAGUACUAGGAAAGAUACCAGCGAUCACUGAAGUCAAAAUAGAUCUUCCAGCGAAAAAAGUUUUUGUAACGACAAAUCUGGAUCAGAAUGAAGUUUUGGAGUCCAUCAAGAAGACUGGAAAAGCAUGCUCAUUUGUUGGAAUUCAAAAGUAAAUAUAAAUAAAAGAGGUUGCUUCUUUGCACAACUGUACGUUGAGCAUUUAUUCAAUUAAAAGAUUUUACAAAUAUUAAAUAUAAAAAAUAGUUUAACAUACACAAUGAUAUUUUUGUACAUUUAAAGAAGACUAUGACUGAUGAAUAAUUUAUUUUAACGCAAUAAUGGCCAUAUGAGGUAUAAGGAAUAAAAUACUCAAACAAGAA